This is a messenger RNA of Bacidia gigantensis, 1446 nucleotides long. RefSeq lists its product as uncharacterized. NCBI's taxonomy places the organism in Eukaryota, Fungi, Ascomycota, Lecanoromycetes, Lecanorales, Ramalinaceae. The coding region runs from base 1 to 1446 and encodes 481 amino acids. The record is from RefSeq and is a predicted model, not a curated record. The transcript has a single exon.
AUGUAUAGCUGGUAUCAGCAAGCAGGAAUCUGCUACGCCUACCUGUCCGAUUUGCACGUUGAUGCUUCAUUAUCGCCUGAACCAGAUCAUCCAAAACGCUUUAUUGAGAGUAAGUGGUUCACAAGAGGAUGGACAUUGCAGGAACUUCUCGCUCCAGACAAAGUGACGUUCUAUGACGCCGAAUGGAAUGAGAUUGGCAACAAAGAAAUCCUGGAGGACGCAAUUUCGUUGGCUACUGGUAUAGAACGACGGUGUCUGAACAAGAAGGGCGUACCUGGGUCGGCUGCCAGAAAUCUCUGGAUGACCGAGGAAAGCGUCGCGACUCGAAUGUCAUGGGCUUCGUCUAGAGAAACUUCUAGGGUCGAAGAUAUGGCGUACUGUCUCCUCGGGCUCUUUGAUGUCAAUAUGCCGCUUUUGUACGGUGAAGGAGAGAAAGCGUUCGUGAGGCUCCAACAUGAGAUAAUACGUGGGUCCGACGACGAGUCCAUCUUCGCGUGGACAUGGGCUCCUUUUGGGCUUAGGAGAAGCGGCAUAUUGGCUCCUCAUCCAUCGGCCUUUAAACAAUCUGCCAACAUCGUAACAUGCCCUCGGUCUUUCUAUCUUACGCCCAACUCGUUUCACGAGAUGACGAACAAAGGUCUACGGAUCCAGUUGCCAGUGGUCGAGGAGAAGAAGUCAAUUUUGAAUGAUAACGACUCACAAGGAUCAAAAUCUGCUCUUAAGUCGUUCAAGGUGGCACUUGCAUGUCGCAGAGAUACUGAUGCAAAUGCGAGACUCUGUAUCUACCUGGAGCAAGAAGGGAACACUCCAUGUUUUCGGGUCAAGCCUGACGCUCUUGAUAAGUUUGAGGGAAAGAGUGUCAGCCUCCGAGAUUUCUACAUCACCUCGAAAAUAACAAUCCAGCCAAUGGAGCAUUUUCGUUCCAGAGUUUCUAGUUCAGAUCCACCGAAGAACGAUAUCAAGGUCAUCCUCACACCUAAUGCAAAAGCGGAAUUCCCAGACAUAUACGACCUCUCAGAGGAUUCGCCAUCCUUGCAGUCCAAUGAUUCGCAGACGCUGCUAUCUCCCUCCCCUUCCCCUUCAUUGACAGUAUACAACGGCCUAGAGCGACGCGUUGGCCUGGACAACCUGAAGGGCACACAGAUCUUGAUCGAUUGGACUCAAUGGCCCGAUUCAGAUUUCGGACUUCCAUUUCGUAUCUGCAAAUUGAAAAAGUCAGGGACGUUUGAUAAGGGAAUGCCGGAACAGGAUGACCUUGAGACGCUUGCCAAUCUGACGGCUACUCAAUUACAUACGUUCCUACAUCCCUUGGGUGAGGAUCGAAAAUUGCAGGUGAAGAUCAGACGGGAAUUAUCGUUCAGAGGCGCAUGCCUCGCUUUAGUGCUGGAUAUCGAUGUCACGAAGAUGUUUCACAGUCACAUAUUCGAUACCGGCUACACUGUAUGA